AUGCAACUCAGUGGCAGUAGCCAAGCCCAUGAAAGCUCCAACCAAGUUCAAGGCCCAGCCCAUGGUCAGCCAGCCAGCCCGCCAGCCAGCCAGCCCAGCCCGCCAGCCAGCCCAGCCAGCCCAGCCCGCCAGCCAGCCCAGCCAGCCCAGCCCAGCCCAGCCCAGCCAGCCCCGCCCAGCCAGCCAGCCAAGCCAGCCAGCCAAGCCAGCCAGCCAGCCCAGCCCAGCCAGCCCAGCCCUGCCCAGCCAGCCAGCAAGCCAAUUCAGCCCAGCCCAUGGCCAGCCAGCCAGCCCGCCAUUGGUUGUAAGGACAAAGCUACACAAAGAAAGCUUCUUAGUGAAUCAGAGCUUACAUUUGAUAAAGCGUUGAAAGUAGCCAUGGCCAUGGAGAUAGCUAAUAGAGAUGUUGAACAAUUGCACUCCAGUGACAAUGGUAGUGAAGACAAAGAGGUUCACCAGUUAAGAACCACGCAGAUGAAAGAAAGGUCUUCAAGCAAGUGGAAUUCCAAGCUUACUGAGAAGGAAAAGCCCACAGUCUUGCAGUGGUGCGUGUGA
Strongylocentrotus purpuratus (purple sea urchin) is the source of this 555-nucleotide messenger RNA. RefSeq names its product predicted GPI-anchored protein 58. The record is from RefSeq and is a predicted model, not a curated record. The coding region runs from base 1 to 555 and encodes 184 amino acids. The transcript has 3 exons. NCBI's taxonomy places the organism in Eukaryota, Metazoa, Echinodermata, Echinoidea, Camarodonta, Strongylocentrotidae.